UAACGGCUCAAUAAUCCCGCUGCAGCCGCCAAAGUCAAGGCCUCCCUCCGCGGCUUCUUCGAUGAAUGCACCCUUGCGCAAGGCUCCCCCUCUCACGCCGAAUCAAAAAGUAGUCACAUUGGAAAGUACAAUACGCCCUCAGCCUUUUCACAUGGGCGGGGGUGAGAUAAUUACCUGGUCGUUGAGUUCUCCACGCCGCUCCGCCUGCUCCCCUCUAAGUCUGCCAGUCUCCACACCCCACACGUCAUGCCGACCUCGAACCUAAUCGGAUCCCCAGGGCAACGUGGAGUGGACUGAGUGGCGCACGGUAUCUCCUAUAUAUGAGUUUACAAUCCAAGCAAAGAAGGAUAUAUUUACGGUGAGAGUAGAAGCUUUGUUUAUCCUCCUGGGGGCUGCGCAAGCCAGCGGACAGCUCAGCAGCACUGGCCAAACAGCUGGGCUCACGCACGUACCCCUGACACUGAUCAUCAUUUUCCACUACACGAAGCGUUUUGUAAGGCUGCGUGCAUUCCUUCAUGUGUUGACAGCACGCAAUACAGCGUGCGUCCUGCUCUACCAUGCAUGAAGAGUACCUCAAGCGACUUCGACACAGGAUGUUCUGGAGCUUCUUCGCCGUUCAGGCUAUAUCCUGCAUGCUUCCAUUGUGGCUUUGCAUGCUUAUUUGUUUGCUUUGUUUUGUUUUCCUUGCCCCCGCUUUGACCUCCACCGCGUGGGCAUCGGGAGACGCAGUUCGGCCUAACUUUCGGCUUGAUGUGACUGUGUUUGCUAUGUUUCCAAGGCGUGUUGCUUCGGGGGGCGUUUUCCACUCACUACAGCGCGACAACAUCGGAGCGUCCUUAACUCUUGAGACCCUCAAGAACUCGACCCGCUCAUAGGGUACAGAUGGCCGCUUGCGAAGUUCAUUGAAUAUUUUCUGCAAUCCUAACGUGUCAUGAGACAUGGAUUCCAAUGACGCACUGUCAGUGUGAGGCACAUGAACCGUAUGGAUGAUUUGGAUCACGUGAUUGUUACCCCGGGCAACCACCAUCGAACCC
This is a messenger RNA of Periconia digitata, 1034 nucleotides long. The record is from the annotation of a GenBank genome assembly. Lineage: Eukaryota; Fungi; Ascomycota; Dothideomycetes; Pleosporales; Periconiaceae.